Molecule: messenger RNA, 718 nt
Organism: Dendrobium catenatum
Lineage: Eukaryota; Viridiplantae; Streptophyta; Magnoliopsida; Asparagales; Orchidaceae
Exons: 3
Coding region: 86-379 (97 amino acids)
Source: RefSeq, a predicted model, not a curated record
AUGCUUUUUAUUAUGUUUUGAAAAAUUGGCCGUGUUCCUUGCCUCCUUGGCUCAAUAGUACUGAGAACUCCAAUUCAACGAAGAAAUGGUCAGCCCGAGCUCCAGAAGAAUGAUUGGUAACGUGAGGUCCUUCGUCGGCAACUCACUUGGAGGAUUGCGAGGCUGGAGUAAUCUUGCCUCCUGGGCCGUCGCCGGCACUCUCGCAUAUUUCCUCUGGGUCAAGCCCGCCCGAGAGCUUAAGGCAGAGCAGGAGAGAGCAGCUUUAGCUGCAGCUUCAGAUCCUAAUCGUUACAUUGAGAAAAGAAAGCCCGUUCCUGAUCCACAGGACACUGGCUUGAUAUAUGGCAAGAGAACUGAAACCAAGAAACCACAGAACUGAUUCAUCAUGAAAUUUGACAUAACGGGCACAACCCCUCCUAAUCUUUUUUAUUUCUUGUAAAUUUUCAAUUCCAACUUCUCUAUUUUGCGUUAGCUCGUCCUGCUUAUCAUUUUUUUCAAGUUUGCUUUAAUGCGACUUGGCUUUGAAUCAGAAAAAAUAAGAAGCCUUCUCCGUUUCACUCAUUUAACUGCUAAAAUAAAUUUGUGGACAUGUGCAUUUGUUUUGUAUAUCGAUGUGAAGAAUGUUCAUAUUUUGCUAGUUCUUGGAUUAUACUUUAUUGCUGCAUACAAAGAAUGCUGAAGUCAGAUAAUGAAAACAGAUCAAUGAGUUUUGGCUUUA